Molecule: messenger RNA, 654 nt
Organism: Adineta ricciae
Lineage: Eukaryota; Metazoa; Rotifera; Eurotatoria; Adinetida; Adinetidae
Source: the annotation of a GenBank genome assembly
AUGUCGUACAUGUUAGGUUCAACGAAUCAUGUUAUUCAAAGAGAAAUCAACGAGACUUUAGAGAAAAACAACUAUCAAUCUGUCAUCUACUUUUUAUUUGUUAUGGAAACGUUGCAUACCGAUGAACUUGUUAUCGGAAUACAUAUUGCUUGUCAAACGGUGAAUAAUUGCGCUGCAAAGUAUGCAGAAGAGUUCAUUGCUUUUUAUGACAAUCAAGUCAGCCCGGUGGAACAAUUAAAAUCCUUAAUUUUCGAUUCGAGGGCACCAUCUAUUUUAGUUUGUUAUAACUCAUAUACCAAAAUUAUCGAAGAAUGCUCCGUAUCUCAGCGUUCCACUUGUAUUUUCAAUUCAACUGAUAUUCUCAAUCAACGAUGUUCAUCUGAUUUAUUUCCAAGAUUAGAGUACGGCUUUGUGAUCAUGUCCAAAGACACGAAAUCGAUAAAGAAAACAUAUGAAAGUAUCGUUUGUAAUACAACUGCUUGUAAUGAUGAGUUGGUAGUUGCGCAAAUCAAAGCAAUCGUUUACCAUUAUACUCUAUUCGGAAUGAAUCUCACAUACAAUUACAGCAGAACGUUGAAAUACGAGUUAUCUGAAUACAUAUAUGUGCUUAUUUUUAUAGUUACUAUGGGACGAUUGACCACGUAUGAAUUGUGA